Molecule: messenger RNA, 847 nt
Organism: Chelmon rostratus (copperband butterflyfish)
Lineage: Eukaryota; Metazoa; Chordata; Actinopteri; Chaetodontiformes; Chaetodontidae
Product: complement C1q tumor necrosis factor-related protein 3-like
Exons: 4
Coding region: 1-729 (242 amino acids)
Molecular function (GO): protein binding
Source: RefSeq, a predicted model, not a curated record
AUGGCGAUAUGGGCUUUGCGUCUGCUGACCCUCCUGGGGCUCCUGUUUGUGGAGCCAGGGUUUGGACAGAGAGGUGACACAGAGGGCAGCGAGCGGCUGAAAGCGGAGCUGAUAAAGAACUUGGAGGACAAACUGAGGUAUGUGGAAAAACGGCAGAGCGAUGCUGACGCUCUGGAAGCGAGGCUGAACGCGACUGUCGACGAGCUGACGAGACAGAAGGCAGAAGUGGACAGACUGAGCAAAGAGAAUCAAGGCCUGCAAAAGAGACUGAAUGCCACAGAGGAGGAGAUCAAUAAGCUGAAACAGAGCAGCGCUAAAGUUGCCCACCAGAUUGCGUUCUCGGCCUCUUUGGCAGACUCUGGCGAGACUUACAGAGGACCCUGCACUGAGAAGACCCUGGUUUUCAAAAGGGUCUUCUCAAACACCGGCGGUUAUGACCAGAACACAGGAAUCUUCACAGCACCAGUGAACGGCCUCUACUACUUCAGCUUCAGCACCUAUGGCUACAACUCUCACGUCAUGGGCGCCGCUUUGAUGAAAAACGGCAUCCGUCAAAUUUCGACCUAUGACAGCCCUUCAGCUGACGGCUCAGACAGCAGCAGCAACGCUGCCGUUCUGCAGCUGGCUGCUGGUGAUGAGGUGUACAUGGAACUGUGGGACGACGGCAGAGUGUUUGACAACCUGAAUGGACACACAACGUUCAGCGGGUUUCUCGUCUUCCCUGCGUAAAUGAUUCGAAACAAUGCAUUGCAUUGUGCUCUCGCACUCAUGCAAAAUUUAAUGGAAAAAUCUCAAAAAACAAUAAGUUUUCAUUUUUCAAGUGACCUUUAAUGAAAAUAUACACAUG